UUCCCUCCGUACAUCGCACCUAAUGCUCCGACAGCUUCGCCAGCCUCUCUUUGCAGCCCGUCGCUCCUUCACUGCGGCCGAAUGCAGCCUCGCUCGGUCUAUGUCGUCCAGUAGGGACCUCGACCUAUUCACGCCCACGGAAGAACAUGGUGUUUUGCGAGAGAUGCUUACAGGUUUUGUAAAGACCAAGGUGGAUCCGCAGGCUUUGGAACAUGAUCGCGAAGAGAAAUUCAACGUCAAGCUCUUCCGCGAGCUGGGAGACCUUGGUCUGCUGGGCAUCACGGCACCCGAGAAAUACGGAGGAUCGGAGAUGGAUGCACUUGCUGCGGUGAUCGCCCACGAGGAGCUCUCGUCCAGCGACCCAGCCUUCUGUUUGUCCUUCUUGGCACACUCGAUGCUGUUCGUGAACAACGUAGCGCGCAAUGCAUCGGACGCUCAGUGCCAAAAGUAUCUUCCUGACGCCUGCUCAGGCGCUAAGAUCUGCGGGAUGGCCAUGAGUGAACCCUCAGUGGGUACAGACGUCUUAGGCAUGCGUACAACGGCGAAAAAGUCUGACUGUGGCAAGUUCUACCUGCUGAACGGAACCAAAAUGUGGAUUACGAACGGAGCUUUGGAUGACACUGAGUUGGGUGACACCUUCUUGGUGUAUGCACGUACUGGCAACUCGGGGAAAGCUAAGCAAGACUUCUCUUCGUUCCUCGUUGAAAAGGGCUUUGAAGGCUUCUCAUUGGGUCAACGCAUUAAAGACAAAUGCGGCAUGCGCGCGUCCAACACGGCGGAGCUAGUGUUUGAGAACUGUAAGGUUCCUGUUGAGAACAUUGUGGGCACAGAGGGCAGCGCCGUGCUCUGCAUGAUGCGUAAUCUCGAGAUCGAGCGCGUGACGUUGGCUGCAAUGAGUCUGGGCAUUGCUCGACGCUCGCUUGAGGUCAUGAGCAACUACGCUAAGGAGCGCGAGGCCUUCGGUCAGCCGCUGAAUAACUUUGGACAGAUCCAGAAGAACAUUGCCGAGUCUUACGCGGAGUAUAUGGCUGGGCGUGCGUAUGUGUACAACACAGCGAGGAAACUCAAGCUAGACUCGGUGGGUAACCGCGUAGACACGGACGGUGUCAAGCUGUACUGCGGCGACAUGGCGAAGCGCGUAGCGGACCGCGCCAUCCAAACGCUGGGUGGCUACGGCUACGUGGGCGAGUACAACGUGGAGCGCCUCUGGCGCGACUCCAAGCUGCUCGAGAUUGGAGGCGGCACUAACGAGUCACACCACAAGAAUAUGGUGCAGGACCUCGUUCGCAAUGGGCUCUGA
Molecule: messenger RNA, 1300 nt
Organism: Phytophthora infestans T30-4
Lineage: Eukaryota; Oomycota; Peronosporomycetes; Peronosporales; Peronosporaceae
Product: isovaleryl-CoA dehydrogenase, putative
Exons: 5
Coding region: 23-1300 (425 amino acids)
Biological process (GO): L-leucine catabolic process
Molecular function (GO): flavin adenine dinucleotide binding; 3-methylbutanoyl-CoA dehydrogenase activity
Source: RefSeq, a predicted model, not a curated record